Molecule: messenger RNA, 4574 nt
Organism: Orcinus orca (killer whale)
Lineage: Eukaryota; Metazoa; Chordata; Mammalia; Artiodactyla; Delphinidae
Gene: TRPV1
Product: transient receptor potential cation channel subfamily V member 1
Exons: 17
Coding region: 1002-3827 (941 amino acids)
Biological process (GO): calcium ion import across plasma membrane
Cellular component (GO): membrane
Molecular function (GO): protein binding; calcium channel activity
Source: RefSeq, a predicted model, not a curated record
UUGUGGCCUCUCCCGUUGCGGAGCACAGGCUCCAGACGUGCAGGCUCAGCGGCCGUGGCUCACAGGUCCAGCUGCUCCGCGGCAUGUGGGAUCUUCUUGGACCGGGGCACGAACGCGUGUCCCCUGCAUCGGCAGGCGGACUCUCAACCACUGCGCCACCAGGGAAGCCCAAGUUAGCAUUUUUUGAGUACCUACAAUGGACUAGAAGCUAAUCUGGACUCUACUUGUUUGAACUCAUUUUAUCUUCACAAUAAUCCUAGAAGUGGACUGAAAGCUCCUUGGGGGCAGGGUCCCUAUUAGGUGUUCUCUGCCCCGUCCUCCUCCUGCAUCUGAACUUGGGCUGAUGUCCACCUCACAAGGCAGAACGCUACACCUUGUCCAAGGCCUGACUCUGAUGCCACCCGCCAGCUGCAGUCCCCCUGCAGCAUAUUUGCCACCAGAUCACAACUGCAUCCAGGACCUCGCUCAAUGUUUGCUGUCGGCACGGCCUGUUGGCUCCUGGUUUGUGCCUGUUACAGGGAGCCCCACCCUGUAAGCGUCAGAGAGAGCCUAGCAGGUCCUCCUCCUUAUCCAUCCCAGCCUCCUGGAGGACAGAGACCACCCUGUUCACCCUACUCACCGCUCUGGGUUUGCAAAGUGCACAGUGGGCCUCAGGAAAGAGGGUGGGUCACACCUGACCACUUCUCAGGCAUGAUUAGAUGAAUAGGCCACAUCUUUGAAAGUGAGAUGUUCUUGGUAUAGAGAUGCUCAUUGCAUGACUCAUGAACAUUAAGGAAAUCUUGUUUUUUUCAUCAGAAAACAAUUAGUCACCACCUCGAGCUAAUGGCCGGAUACAGUUCAGCAGUCAGCAGAUGCAAGCUGAAAUAAUGAGGAGAUGUACAACCCCCCAGACCUGCCUGGAGACUUACCAGCUCACAGAGCCCAUUCACAUCCAUAUCCUUGCUAAUCCCCAGCAAAGCCCCUGAAAGCAGGCCAGGCAGGUGCUCUCACCUGUGUUGUGGAUGAAGAAGCAGGCCCGGAGCUUCAGCUACCGCCCAAGUUCACGCAGCUGGCGUCUGACACAGCUGGGCCUCUUCACUCCUGCUUCCAUUCUCUGCCUGCACCCCGCCAACCACUUCUCACUCUGUUCUGGUCCCUCUCUCUGGGUCCCAGCUCUGCAGAGCAGGGCUCAGCCAUGGGGUGCCGAGUGGAUGCCUCCCCAGCUCAGAUGGCCAGCUCAUCUGCUUCUGCAGCACACAGACCCCUCUCCCAGAGCCCUCCCCUCCACGGGAGCUGACUCAUGCCGCCUCUCGGGCCACAGAGGAUCUGGCAGGAUGAAGAAAUGGGGGAGCUCAGACUUACGGGAAUCUCAGGACCUGCGUCAAGAGGACUCCUGCCCAGAACCCCUAGAUGGAGACCCUAACUCCAGGCCAGCUCCAGCCAAGCCCCACAGCUUCCCUGUGGCCAAGAGCCGCAGCCGGCUCUUUGGAAAGGGUGAUUCGGAGGACACAUCCCUCAUGGACUGCUCUUAUGAGGAAGGUCAGCUGGCAUCCUGCCCGGCCAUCACAGUCAGCCCUGUUGUCACCGUCCAGAGGCCUGGGGAUGGUCCCACCUGUGCCAGGCAGCCAUCCCAGGACUCUGCUGCCGAGAACCUCAAGCUCUAUGAUCGCAGGAAGAUCUUCGAAGCAGUGGCUCAGAAUAACUGUGAAGAGCUGGAGAGCCUGCUGCUCUUUCUGAAGAAUAGCAAGAAACAUCUCACGGACAGCGAAUUCAAAGACCCGGACACAGGGAAGACCUGCCUGCUGAAAGCCAUGCUCAACCUGCACGACGGGCAGAACGACACCAUCCCCCUUCUCCUGGAGAUCGCCCGGCAGACGGACAGCCUGAAGGAGCUGGUCAACGCCAGCUACACGGACGGCUACUACAAGGGCCAGACGGCACUGCACAUUGCCAUCGAGAGACGGAACAUGGCACUGGUGACCCUCCUGGUGGAGAACGGGGCCGACGUCCAGGCCGCGGCCAAUGGGGACUUCUUUAAGAAAACCAAAGGGCGGCCUGGCUUCUAUUUUGGUGAGCUGCCCCUCUCCCUGGCUGCGUGCACCAACCAGCUGGGCACCGUGAAGUUCCUGCUGCAGAACUCCUGGCAGUCGGCCGACAUCAGCGCCAGGGACUCGGUGGGCAACACUGUGCUGCACGCGCUGGUGGAGGUGGCUGACAACACGGCCGACAACACCAAGUUUGUGACGAGCAUGUACAAUGAGAUUCUGAUCCUGGGGGCCAGACUGCACCCUGCGCUGAAGCUGGAGGAGCUCACCAACAAGAAGGGGCUGACGCCGUUGGCUCUGGCCGCCAGCAGUGGGAAGAUCGGGGUCCUGGCCUAUAUUCUCCAGAGGGAGAUCCAGGAGCCCGAGUGCAGGCACCUGUCCAGGAAGUUCACCGAGUGGGCCUACGGGCCCGUGCACUCCUCACUGUACGACCUGUCCUGCAUCGACACCUGUGAGAAGAACUCAGUGCUGGAGGUGAUUGCCUACAGCAGCAGUGAGACACCUAAUCGCCAUGACAUGCUCUUAGUGGAGCCGCUCAACCGCCUUCUGCAGGACAAGUGGGACAGAUUCGUCAAGCGCAUCUUCUACUUCAACUUCUUCAUCUACUGUCUGUAUAUGAUCAUCUUCACCACGGCCGCCUACUACAGGCCUGUGGAAGGCCGGCCUCCCUUUAAGCUGAAACACACCGUUGGGGGCUAUUUCCGAGUCACUGGAGAGAUUCUUUCUGUAGCAGGGGGAGUCUACUUUUUUUUCCGAGGGAUUCAAUAUUUCCUGCAGAGACGGCCAUCACUGAAGACCUUAUUUGUGGACAGCUACAGUGAGAUGCUUUUCUUCGUGCAGUCGCUGUUCAUGCUGGGGACCGUCGUGCUAUACUUCUGCCACUGCAAGGAGUACGUGGCCUCCAUGGUUUUCUCCCUGGCCAUGGGCUGGACCAACAUGCUCUACUACACCCGCGGCUUCCAGCAGAUGGGCAUCUAUGCUGUCAUGAUUGAGAAGAUGAUCCUGAGAGACCUGUGUCGCUUCAUGUUUGUUUAUCUCGUUUUCUUAUUUGGGUUUUCCACAGCGGUGGUGACACUGAUUGAGGAUGGGAAGAAUGGCUCCGUGUCGGCUGAGUUGACGUCGCACAGGUGGCGAGGUCCUGGCUGCCGGCCGUCCGACAGCUCCUACAACAGCCUGUACUCCACGUGUCUGGAGCUGUUCAAGUUCACCAUUGGCAUGGGUGACCUGGAGUUCACGGAGAACUAUGACUUCAAGGCUGUCUUUGUCAUCCUGUUACUGGCCUAUGUGAUUCUCACGUACAUCCUCCUGCUCAACAUGCUCAUUGCCCUCAUGGGCGAGACGGUCAACAAGAUCGCACAGGAGAGCAAGAACAUCUGGAAGCUGCAGAGAGCCAUCACCAUCCUGGACACGGAGAAGAGCUUCCUUAAGUGUAUGAGGAAGGCCUUUCGCUCAGGCAAGCUGCUGCAGGUGGGGUACACAGCUGACGGCAAGGAUGACUACAGGUGGUGUUUCAGGGUGGACGAGGUGAACUGGACCACCUGGAACACCAACGUGGGCAUCAUCAAUGAAGACCCGGGCAACUGUGAGGGCAUCAAACGCACACUGAGCUUCUCCCUGCGGUCGGGCCGAGCUGCAGGGAGGAACUGGAAGAACUUUGCCCUGGUUCCCCUCUUAAGAGAUGCAAGUACUCGAGAAAGACACCCUGCCCAGCCUGAGGAAGUUCAUCUGAAGCACUUUGCAGGGUCCCUCAAGCCAGAAGAUGCCGAUAUCAUCAAGGAUUCUGCUGCUUUAGGGGAGAAGUGAGGGACCACACAGGGUGCUCUCAACCCUGUGGGCCUUAGGAAAGCCCACUGUCUCCGGUAAGAGGGUGUGUAGGGGCCACCAGUGAUGCCUCAGCAGCCUGGCCCUACCGGCACCCUCCUCGCAGGCCCUUUCCUAGACCGCACGGAACAAGCUGCAGGAGGCAUUGCUGGACGCACGGGUAGAGCUAGUCACGCCACCCUCACUGUCCCCAGCUGACUCUCCUAACACCAAAGGAUAUUGCUUUCCUGUUUUUACUGACUUUAUCAAACAUGGCGAAUGAGAAAUCGCCACGUGCAUGUACGCGAUGCCCCAGUUUCCUUUGAUUUUACAUUCCUGGGAGUGAAAGGCAGCGAUGCCCAGGGAAACACCUUUUAGAACAAAACACUUCUUUGAGAUAAAAUGCCUAAGCCCUUGUCUAUUUUGUCCUUAAUAUCUCCCCUGUCCAGAGUGGUCUGGGGGUGACGAUGUUUGCUCCUCCGAGAAGGUGGGGGAACCUGGCCCCAUUCCCAGCUCUGCCAGGAUCAGGUGUUUCCGGAGUGACUCCCUCCUUCUGUGUGAUCCAUCGCAGUUCCAAAAAUAUUAGCUCUAUCGCUGUUCAAAUAAAAGUACAGAACCAUGUUCCAGAGCCACGUGGCAAGAAUUUUUUUAAUGAUCUUCCCUCUGUAGUGGCCAUAAUCCUGCUCGCCUACGGUGAUACCUACUUCCACCUCUACCCAUCCUGCCAUCCAUCAGAUAAGUACAGAAAUA